CCGUCAACGUACUUCCAUCCACGUUGGCUUGUUAAUCUUGUUAAAAUACCGUCAUUAUUAAUUGUCUCAUCAAAGCGGGAUAGUUAUCUAUGCACUAGAGUGUUCAGACUUCCGGUAGGAAAUUUGUUAAGAAAACAAUUUUCGCAAUGGCGGGCGCGCGAAAGCGCCGUGCGUCCCGGCAAGAAGAAGAGGAUGAAGUGGCCGCCGAACUUCUGACGCAAGCCUCAACACGACGCCGGCAGCGGCGUGCAUCAGAUUCAUCGGCUGGCGAAUCCGCCGGAGAAUUCGAGGAAGUGUCAAUGACCCAGGGGGAUGGCGGAGGAAGCUUGGAACAAAUGACCAAAAAUUUGGUACGGCUGGCUUUGGCAUCAGAAUACUCGCGGCAGCCCAUACGUCGCUCCGAUAUCAGUGCUAAAGUGCUUGGAUCCCAUGGUAGACAAUUUAGAAAUGUCUUCACAGAAGCGCAAGGCGAGCUUCGUGAUAAAUUUGGGAUGGAGAUGGUCGAACUCCCGCUCAAAGAGAAAGUGACGGUAGCUCAGCGUCGAGCUGCCCAAAGGAGCGAAAAGACUGCAACAACAAGUAAUUCCUGGAUCCUGCGGUCAAUCCUUCCGCCUGCUUAUCGAUCCAAUACCACCAUUUUACCGCCCCCCAAAGUCCCGACAGACUAUGAUGAGAGCACAUACAUUGCCCUUUACACCUUCAUUAUUUCACUGAUUUCUCUAAGUGGUGGGGCAAUAGCCGAAGCAAAGCUUGAUAGGUACCUCAGACGCACAAAUACCGAUCAGUAUACGCCCCUCGACAAAACCGAGAAACUGUUGGCGCAAAUGUGUAAGGAUGGAUACCUGGUCAAAGUAAAAGAUACGUCGACAGGCGAAGAGUCCAUCGAAUACCUAGUCGGGCCUCGUGGAAAACUUGAAGUUGGUGAAGCUGGUGUCACCGGUUUGAUCAAAACCGUCUACGGUGACAGUGUCGAACCAGAUGACAUGGACAAAAGAAUCAAAAGAAGUCUCGGUAUCCAAGAAAAUGCAGCCACGAGUGCUGAGAAUGGCGGUGCCACCGAAAUUGCACCGAACCGUGGACCCGGGAGACCAAGGCGCGCGGCAGAUGAAGAAGACGAUGAUGGAUCAUAUGGACGUUGAAAGAAGUAGGGAUGGAACAAGUGCAAGCUCUCACUCGUGGACGGCUU
Xylona heveae TC161 is the source of this 1186-nucleotide messenger RNA. Its product is annotated as MAGE-domain-containing protein. Lineage: Eukaryota; Fungi; Ascomycota; Xylonomycetes; Xylonales; Xylonaceae. The record is from RefSeq and is a predicted model, not a curated record. The coding region runs from base 147 to 1139 and encodes 330 amino acids. Gene Ontology annotation, cellular component: nucleus. Gene Ontology annotation, biological process: DNA repair. The transcript has 4 exons.